AAUGAGAGAGAUAUGUUUGUUGGCAUCGUAGUCUCAAACAAAAAGAUGAAGAGUCUGUUUUUAUUUGGUCUUUGCAUAGCUGUUGUAGUAUCAACACCGAUCAAUGAUAAUGACGACGAUCAUGAUAAUCAGCACAAUCAAAAUCGUAGAAGAUUACAAACAUUAAGUUUAAAGUUGGUCGAUGAAAAUGACGGUCAGAGGAAUAAUGUAGAUCGAGAUGACGAUGAUAACAACGACGAUCGUCGCAACAACGAUGACUUUGGAGCUUUGAGGGAAUUGGUUAAAGAGUCAUAUGACGUAGAUGGACCACAAGUUACUCCUAAGAAUACAUAUGCAAACGAGGCGAAGGUAAAAUUAAUAUAUUAGUUGCUCAAUCAGUUU
Molecule: messenger RNA, 381 nt
Organism: Papilio xuthus (Asian swallowtail)
Lineage: Eukaryota; Metazoa; Arthropoda; Insecta; Lepidoptera; Papilionidae
Exons: 8
Coding region: 13-366 (117 amino acids)
Source: RefSeq, a predicted model, not a curated record